GCGCCUUUAAGAUGAGCAGAGCUGCGGCCUGCCAGCGGGGCUCUGGGUUGCAGUUUUCAGAAAGAACUGCAGAUUCAGAGCAAUGGUGCGCACUCUCGUUUCUCCGGCAGUCAAUGCAUUUCUGCUGGACAUCGAGGGGACCACGACUCCCAUCUCCUUUGUAAAGGAUGUUUUGUUUCCUUACAUCAAAGAAAAUGUGAAGAGCUACCUCCAUACACACUGGAAUGAGAAGGAAUGUCAGGAAGACAUUGACUUUUUGAGAAAACAGGCUAAAGAUGACAAGGAAUUAGAAGGAGCAGUGCUAAUUCCAGAAUGGUGUUCAGGAGAGAAUGCUGACAAGGAACAAGCUCUUGAAAUAGUGACAAAUAACGUCUUGUGGCAGAUGUCCCAGGACAGGAAGACAACAGCUUUGAAACAGCUGCAGGGUCACAUGUGGAGGGAAGCCUUUCUACAUGGAGAAGUAAAGGGAGAAGUGUAUAAAGAUGUUGCUCCAGCAAUUAAAGAGUGGAGAAAGGAAGGCAAGAAGGUGUACAUCUACUCUUCAGGCAGUGUGGAAGCUCAGAAGCUUCUGUUUGGAUACUCUGUCGAGGGAGACCUGUUGGAGCUUUUUGAUGGCCAUUUUGACACAAAGAUUGGAUCCAAAGUAAAAGCUGAAAGCUACAGAGAAAUUGCUAAAAAUAUUGGUUGUUCCACAGACAACAUACUUUUCCUAACAGAUGUGACAAAAGAGGCAAGGGCUGCGGAAGAAGCAGGAGUUCAAGUGAUUCUUGUGGUGAGGCCUGGAAAUGCAGAGCUGACAGAAGAAGAAAUGUCUUGUUCUAUUAUCACCUCUUUUGGUGAACUCUUACUAUCCGAUCCCAAAGCAAACUGAGCAGCUUCAAAGUACAAUCAAAAGGAUUUACUAAAACCAUUUCUCAGCAAGGAUUUUCAUAAAUUUGUUCUAAUCAUGAGAAAAGCAUUUACAAUAAGUUUGUUUUCUACAAAAAGAUUACGAGAAAGAUUAGGACAGUGGCUUGUGAUUACUUUCUCUUGUAUGUUAAGCUUAUGAUUUCGGUAUUGCUGCUAUGGAAAGGUAUUGGCUACAUAAAGAGGUAAUGACGUCGCAAGAUGAACAGGAAAAUUCAGAUGAGAAGUUGGUCCAGGCUACUAUCCACACGAGAAGGAACUAGAUAAUCUACCUUUUCAUCAAACGUGCAAUUACGGAGAUAUGCUGUUUUAGGGAAACGUUAAAUUUGUGUAUCUACUUGAAAUGUGAAAAAUCCCUAAUUGUGCAGUUUGAUUUUGUACUUUUACACAUUGUUGUGACUGGAAAAACCAUUUUGGACUGUAAAGAGGUGAAGCUGAAAUGUCUGUGAUUUUAAUGGGAUCAAUUUAACAUACUUAACUGAGUAUAUAACACUUCUGGUAAAAAUACAUUAAGCAAUGCUAACAAUAUCAGAAAGAGAAAUAGACAUUUGUUUAAACUCCAGUUUUUAACAAAGUAUAUUUAAAUAAUUCUAAUAAAUCUUUAAUGCUUAGUUAAGCUUUUCAUUUAAAAAAAACGUUUUUUUACUACUUUCUCUGCUUUGGGAAGCUCAUGUUAUGAACCUCCUCUUCUGAAUUAUAGAAGACCUGUGCAGUACAAGCCAGGACAAAUUGUACUUUGUAUAUUAAUUUCAGUCUGUUUCAGUGCUCUUAUUUCAGAAUCUGGAGGUCAUGGGUUCAAGCAUCUCUUCCAAGACUGUACAUAGAAUCUAACUUUAGCACUGGAAUGUGAGAGUGACUCAGUGUUCACAGUGCUAGUUUUUGAGGUAAAAACACUAAAUCUGCCUUCUCCUGGGAAGAUCCUGUGUCACUAUAUCUGAGGAGCAAAUGUUUUGCCAGUUUCUAAGGGAAUAGUCAUCCAUCAACCAUUGUCAAUCACUAAAGCAAAUCAUAUUUUUUUUGGUAUUACUGUCUGUAGUGCCUUGUGUGAAAACUAGCUGCUGUGUGCCUUCAACUAGAACAGUGAUUACAUUUCAAAAGUAUGUCAUUGGCAAUGAUGUGCAUUGGGAGAGCCUGAGGAUGUGAAAGCUGCUGUCGAAGUGCAAGUUCUUUCCUGCCAUAACAAACUCCUUUAAGGAGCUCCACCUUGUGGUUUCACUUUUAGCAAGUUACAACAGAGUUCCACAAAUCAGAAAAGUAUAUUGUGAGGAGUAUUUUUGUACAAUUUGAGCUUUGAACACACUUUCCAGUUAAGUAAAUUUAAGUAAAGAAAUAUAUACAUAAUGUGUGAAC
Messenger RNA from Rhincodon typus (whale shark), 2256 nucleotides. RefSeq names its product enolase-phosphatase 1 (gene enoph1). NCBI's taxonomy places the organism in Eukaryota, Metazoa, Chordata, Chondrichthyes, Orectolobiformes, Rhincodontidae. The transcript has 6 exons. Gene Ontology annotation, molecular function: magnesium ion binding; acireductone synthase activity. The record is from RefSeq and is a predicted model, not a curated record. The coding region runs from base 83 to 871 and encodes 262 amino acids.